AUGAGUAACAACUCAGUUGACGGGAAAACAUUGAGGCCCUCUCAAACAGAGGCGCCUCCUUCGAGCCACGGUAGUACCACUGCUACAGCACAUGGAGAAGGUCGAGUGUCAUACCAAUCAUGGAGAGACCGAGAUAUUCCCUCCGCUGCUUCGCGGAGGCAGACAACCAACUCACUGGACGCCGGUGAUUAUUUCGUUGGUCCUCGCGACAUGGCCAAACAUUCCAAAUGGCCCUUCUUCCUCCGGAUGCACGGCUCCGUGCUUCCCAAGAUGAUUCUUCCCCUGAUCGUGGUAGCGAUCUGGUCGACGGCAAUCACUGUCAUCAGCGAAUACAAAUACGAGCUUAAAGUCAGCAAUCUGCUGCUCACUGUUCUUGGUUUCGUCGUGGGUCUUGCCAUCUCGUUCAGAACGUCCUCCGCAUACGAACGAUAUACCGAGGGUCGGAGGUAUUGGUCUCAGUUGCAGCUCGUGAGCCAGAACUUGGCCCGGACGAUAUGGAUUCACACGCACGAGCGACCUGGCGAUAUUGGCAAGCAAGAUCUUUUGAACAAGAUCUCUGCUUUGAAUUUGAUCGUGGCUUUCUCCCACUCUCUUGUCCACAGGCUUCGCUUCCAGCCCGGAAUUAACUAUCCUGAUCUUAAGGAGCGCGUCGAGUAUCUUGAGACUUUUGCCAGAGAAGCGGAGAGCGAGAUCCCCAAACCCCGCGAACACGGAAAAUUCAAGGCCGCCGGUGAAUACCUUGGCGUCUCCUUCGCCGAAUCCAACCCUCGCAAACUCAUCAAACAGGCAAAGCGACCCUUAGGAAACUUGCCAUUGGAGAUCCUCAACCAUCUUUCUGCCUACGUCGAAAGCACAAUUAGCAAUGAAACGAACUCCGUCGGUCUCUACCAGAACCAAGCUAUCACAUCCGUUGUCGCACUCAACGAAGUCCUCGUCGGCGUCGAUCGCGUACUCCAAACCCCGCUCCCAGUCGCCUACUCGAUCGCCAUCUCACAAAUCACCUGGGUCUACGUUAUGAUGCUGCCCUUCCAGCUUUGGGACGACCUCCGCUGGGUCACAAUCCCUGGUUGCAUCUUCGCCGCCUACAUCAUCAUCGGUAUCGCCGCUAUUGGCCGCGAAAUUGAGAACCCCUUCGGCAUGGACGUCAACGAUCUUCCCCUCGAGCAGUUCUGCCAGGAAGUGGAAAUGGACCUCGAUUUCCUCAUGAGCAACCCGCCGCCUCGCCCCGAGGAGUUCUUCAGUGACGAGUUGAACCGCCCAAUCUGGCCACUCAGCGAGAAGAGCUUUGGUAACUGGAUGACAAGGAGCAAGAAGGAUAUUCGCGAUGCGUUGAUGACGAAGACGCGGAGCACGAUGAGGAUGCGCAAGAGUUUUGCGGUCCCCAGGAGUGAAGAAGACGAGAAGUUGCAUGCGAAUCUGCACCAUCAUCAGGAGGCUUGA
Messenger RNA from Periconia digitata, 1440 nucleotides. NCBI's taxonomy places the organism in Eukaryota, Fungi, Ascomycota, Dothideomycetes, Pleosporales, Periconiaceae. The record is from the annotation of a GenBank genome assembly.